AGGUUACCGGUGCACAGCAGAUCGAGGUCCGUUCUCUCGUCUUCGGAAGCGGAACCCUUCCGGUGCAAGCUCGAGAAGUUGUCGCCCGGGACGCUUACAUCAGCGGAGCUUCUCUCUUGCUGACGCAAGCUUCUGCUGACGAGGGCAGCUCCGCGCUGUUCUUCAAACCCGAGACUGGAUCCAUAACCUUCGCGGUUAGCGAUCAGCCGCCGCAAGGUUACGUCUUUGCGGUGGAAGCAUUCCAACCCGUUGGAUGCUCCCCUGAGGACGCGUGGCAGGCAUCCGCUAACAACACCCUAGGCACGUGCACCUGGCUUCACGCGUCAGCGGGACGUUACGCGCGCUACGACCCGCUGACGUCAGCUGCUUCCGCCGCCUACCGUUCCUCGUCAGAGUGGGGCAGUCUGUUCGUUCUGCACCUUUCCCGGGUGCAAGACUGGGUGGUGCCUUUCAGCGUGACAGUUGCUGAUCCAACGAACGCGACCGAGAUCGAGGGUUCCGCUGGCGGGCCGGAAGUUGGGGGGGUCUUUCACUAUUCCGCAUCCGUCACCGGAACGGAACGUGUUUUUGCUACGGCAGCUUACUACCCAGGGGAAGCGCACCCCAUGAACGCGCGAGUGAGCGCUUCGAGCGGACGGACGCUCGUGGCGACCACUGAGUCGGAAGAAAUGACCAUAACGGUCGCCUCUGCGAUGCUUCAUCUGAGCCAGGGAGGAGACGUAUACGAUCCCAUCAACGGCUCGUUUGUAUUCAGCGACGUGCGCAGCCAAAGCGGCGACCGCUUCUUCGUGCGCGCGUUCAUAUACGCCAUUUGCGCCCCCGAUGACAUCAGCAAGUUGUCAACCUUCGUCAACUGCACGUGGCUGGAGGUGGCUGAUCAAAGCGUGACGCUCCGCUCGAUGCCACCAAUCAGACCAUCAGGUUGUUCUUGGAGCCAAGCAGAUGAUUUGGACGAGUUCUGCAAGCGGGGGAUCUCUGCUGCUGAGCUGCAGCCUUCGGUUGUGCUAGCCUACCACUCUUCAAAUGGAGUUGCAACGAAGGCCGUGACGGGGACAACAUUGUCAGAGUUAAAGUAA
This is a messenger RNA of Klebsormidium nitens, 1076 nucleotides long. The record is from the annotation of a GenBank genome assembly. Lineage: Eukaryota; Viridiplantae; Streptophyta; Klebsormidiophyceae; Klebsormidiales; Klebsormidiaceae.